This is a messenger RNA of Haplochromis burtoni (Burton's mouthbrooder), 2826 nucleotides long. Its product is annotated as coiled-coil domain-containing protein 18. The transcript is spliced from 8 exons. The record is from RefSeq and is a predicted model, not a curated record. Bases 1133 to 2101 code for a protein of 322 amino acids. Lineage: Eukaryota; Metazoa; Chordata; Actinopteri; Cichliformes; Cichlidae.
UUGAUUAUUUUUUUAAAUAAUUUCAAUAUUUUAUUAUUUAUUACUUUCGUGUUCCUUUGCUGGGCUUGUAACAAGCUUUGCGGCUGUCUUCAUUUUAAAUAUCCAUGAAUGUAAACGUAAUCAAUAAAAUGUCUUCGAUUGCACACACAGGGAAGUGGCUCUUAGAGGCAGUGUGUCUCCCUCUGGUGGCGGAAAAACUGGACUACAGGUUCGAGAGCGAACCACAGUCUCCUCUCGAGGUGUCCAGCUCUAUUAUAUAAAGCAAGAGAAAAGAUUUAGGAAAAUAAAGACAAAGCGUCUCCUUUAUGAGCACCAAUGCGCCGUGGCCUCACACCGCUGAAGGUAAAUUUGUCCUAAAAAGUUCAAGACUUCCUUUACAUGACCUCAAAUAAAUGGAAAAGCUGUGUAUCACUCACAGAGAAGGCUUUUCCAUGUUGUUUGUAAAGUAAAUAACAGUCAGUGACCUGAACACGCUCACCUUCACCAAGGCUGCACAGUCCUCUGGAUUUUUUUACUUGCUAGCAACAAAAUACUGAAAACAAAGUGAGCUCAUCUCCAUGGCAAUAUAUCAAACCUAAACCAACACAUAGACACUUUAACACAAUACAUUUGAUAAAGUUCUAGAUUUUAAUGCACAUUCAUGGGAUUUUCCUUUAUUAAACCUCUUAUGCAGUCAUAUAUAAUAAAGCACUAACCUGAGGCUGCUGCCAUAAAGACUCCUGUCUGCUAGAUACAACAUGCCUGACUUCUUCAGCUCAGCCACUGCCUCGGGGGAGAACUUCACAACACAAUUUGCAUAUAAAAUAAGAUCAGCCUUUUACUUUGUGCAUGAUGCAAACUUUAGUUUUCCCUCUUUAUUCAAGUAGCAGGCCAGAUGGCAAGAAAAUCCACAGAGAGACACCGCAGCAGCACUCGCUUCCAUGUUGUGACAACAGCAGCUUGUUUUAAUGCUGGAACCUGCCCCUUGUAGGUGUGCACCAGGUAGGAGUCCUCUUUAAGACCUUCAGGUAAGGUUAAAUAUUGCGGGAAAUGUGCACGCUAUGUCCUCUCAGUCCAUGUGGGACACACCCGCCCUGCCCCGAGGAUCAUGGGAAGGCGGUUUUAGGUCUUUCAGGGAGCAGAUGAGACACAGAUGAUCAUGAGGCGGUUUUUCCGAGCACACCGGGACGAGGACUUCAGUCAGAUCCAGUAUCUGACGGCCAAGUGCACCCGCCUAGCUCAUGACAAAGCGGUGUUGGACAGAGAGUUUCUGGUGUCCCGAGAGAGGGAGAGAAGGCUGCAGAAUGAUCUGGAAGCUGUGACCGCCCAACUCCUCAAGCAAGACCAGCUCAAUAUGGAACUCAGGAUGAACCAGACCCAACUUAUCAGCAGGAUCCAGCAGCAGCAGGACCUGGUGAACUUGCUUCGGCAGCGCGUGGUCCUGCUAGUGGAGGCGAGCUCCCGGGAUGCAGAGCUACUGCGGCAGGUCGGCGCAGAGCUGCUUUGCCUGCAGAGCUCUGAGGUGAAGCUGGAGAGCCUGGUGGAGGAGCUGCAGGCUGAGGCCCAACACAGAACUGAGGUGGCAGAAAAUCUCCAGACAGAGCUGUACGCUGAGGCCCAGCACAGAGCUACACUCACUGAGAGCCUCCACGCAGAGCUGCGCAGUAAGACAGUGGAGCUGGAAAGGCUAGAAGAAACUAACAGGACGCUGACAGAAGAGCUGAUGGAUCUCCGCAGAACUUAUCAGAAGGAGGUGAGGGAACUGCAGCAGGAAAAUGAGGGAAGCCUGAGGAAACUUCAGGAGACGGCAGAGCAGUUCGAGUGGCUUUGUCAGCAACAGCGUUACUGGAUGUCUUGUGUGAAGAGGUUCAAAGACUGCCUCAUGGAGGAGAGAGAAGCUCUGCUGCGACAGGUCAGCAGGUUGGAAAAGAAAGCUGAGAAACUAAAGCGUUCACAUGACGGCAGUCCAACACGGAGACUUGUCUGCCCCCUUCAGGACGCCGAGGGCUGUGACAGUAUAAUAUCAUGGGAGGCAGACACAGUGACCAACCUGGAGUCUCAGGUGGAGAAGUCAAACAUGCUGUGCGAAGAGCUCCUCGACCAGCAUGCUUUAAAAAGUUAGAGGGCUUUGAGGAACUUGAGGUUUCAAAGCCAUUUUGCAAUCAAAUAGGAACCCCACGAUGUCUCACAAAGAACUCCUUCAGGAAGAGCUCACAAAUCCUGACAGGACCUCAAACACUUCAUCCUCCUGCAGGAUUUUUAUAGUGGAAGGUGUCUGCCUGGCCACUUUGGGGAUUUUUCAAAGCCCUCACAUCUUCAGAAUGACAAGUUCAGUGUUUUAAAAAAUGGGGAUAAGAGGAAGCCUGACAGACAGAACAUAAGGCUAAUAAUCGUGUGCGGAUGGCUGCCAGUCCCCCAGAUGAGCUGCCAGGCUGCCAGAGACUUCAGAGGUGGCUGAUAUUUUUUGGGCUCCGGAUUCACAUCAGACCUUUUCACUGUCUGUCUGUCUGUCGGCUGCACAUGGCUUCCUCCCAAGCCAUUCGAGUCCUUUUCCAAAGCAGCAAAGAGAUGACUAAUAAUGACUGGAGGGAGGUGAUUGCCAAUAGCCUCUGUGCUUCAUUCCCCUCACCUCUCACAGACUCUGCAGUGCAUUUCUUGGGAUAAUUAUUCUGAUUGAGUGCAGAUGAUGCAGAGUGGGGUUUUUUUGCAGUCCUUGCUGAGCUGAGAGAGGGAAGAAAUUUAGCUGGAGGAGCAGGGAGCACCGGAGUCAUAGAGGAAACAGCCAUGAAAAAACACAUUACCAGCUCUGACAUGAUUUAUACAAAUGGGAGAUUCACAUUGUGUAGA